AUGGUUGUCAAGACUCGACACCACCACAUCAACGACCGUGUCGACUGCGACGGUGACGAAGGCGACGACGACGGCGAAGACGACGGCGAAAACGGAGACGAAGACGAAGACGAAGACAAAGCCAAAGACAAAGAGUCAAGACAAACACAAAGACGGCAACGACGAUAA
Molecule: messenger RNA, 168 nt
Organism: Metarhizium album ARSEF 1941
Lineage: Eukaryota; Fungi; Ascomycota; Sordariomycetes; Hypocreales; Clavicipitaceae
Exons: 1
Coding region: 1-168 (55 amino acids)
Source: RefSeq, a predicted model, not a curated record